Messenger RNA from Pleuronectes platessa (European plaice), 1702 nucleotides. RefSeq names its product lipoyltransferase 1 (gene lipt1). Gene Ontology annotation, cellular component: cytoplasm; mitochondrion. The transcript has 3 exons. Gene Ontology annotation, biological process: protein lipoylation. Lineage: Eukaryota; Metazoa; Chordata; Actinopteri; Pleuronectiformes; Pleuronectidae. Bases 22 to 1161 code for a protein of 379 amino acids. The record is from RefSeq and is a predicted model, not a curated record. Gene Ontology annotation, molecular function: lipoyltransferase activity.
GAGUCUGAUGCUUGUGUCGUGAUGUCGAACAUCAGAAGGUCCUGGUCUCUCCUCAGAAGGUUCACGUGUCGGACUGAGGUCCAGUCCUCCAGGACCAGUUCCUGCUCCAGCGGCGUGUUCCUGUCGGACAGGGGCCUGGUCCUGAAGUCUCAGUCCACCGAUGUGUUCCAGAACCUGGCCCUGGAGGACUGGAUCGACACCAACGUGGACCUGCAGCAGCGCGGCGUCCUGCUGCUGUGGAGGAACCGGCCUGCCGUCGUCAUCGGACGCCACCAGAACCCCUGGACCGAGUGCGACCUGCCGGCCAUGAGGAGGAUGGGGAUCCCUGUGGCCCGCAGGCGGAGCGGCGGCGGGACGGUGUUCCACGACCUCGGGAACCUCAACCUGACCUUCUUCGCCUCCAAGAAGGAGUACGACCGGCGGAGGAACCUGAAGGUCGUCACCGAGGCUCUGAGGCGGCUCAGCCCGGGACUCCACGUCCAGGCCACGGACAGAUUCGACAUUUUACUCAACGGACACCUCAAGAUCUCAGGAACUGCGUCCAGACUGAGCAGGAAGUCGUCGUACCAUCACUGCACGCUGCUUCACUCCGCUGACCGCUCCGCCCUCUCCGCCGUGCUCCGCCCCUCCUGCCCCGGAAUCCACAGCAACGCCACCCCCAGUGUACCCUCACCUGUGGCCAACCUGCUGGACCACGCCCCCACGCUGCAGUGGGAGGAGCUUCUUGAUGGACUGGUGCACCAAUACAAUGCAGAGUUCGGCCUCAGCUCCGCCUCCAGCCUCGUCGACCCCACGGAUGAGUCCACGUUCCCCGACAUCAGCAGGAUGGAGAAGGAGCUGCGGGGCUGGGACUGGACAUUUGGGAAGACGCCUAAAUUCAGUGUGCAGACGGCGCUGGAGCUGAAGGACUCCUCUGCUCGCUGCUCCGCUCAGCUCAACAUGGAGGUGAAGAACGGGCGGAUCCAGAGCUGUGACCUCCAGGUGCCUGCAGACUGGCUUCCUGCGCGGCUGAGCGGCGAGCUGUCGGACUCGCUGGUCGGUGAGAGGUUCUGUCCUCAGCGAGCGGCCGCAGGUGGGGCCUCGCUGCUGCGGGCGGAGAGCGGCGAGCUGCAGAGCAGACUGCACAUCCUGUGUGACGCUGUGAUGUCAGUGAUGGGCUGAUGUUUGUGUCCAUGAGUCUGAUCCACUUAGUGCUGCUGGCGCCCCCAUGAGGCUCCGGCCCUCAUGACAGCUGCAGUGUGAACGUUAGCAUCAUUACAAGCAUGUGGAAAAACAAACUGUGGUCAGAUUCCCAGGUUUCAUUAAUAUUAUAUCGUUUAUCUUUGUUUUCUGACGUUUCAGAUUUUUGUUAUUUAAGAAACCGCAGCUGACAAAAGCUGAAACAAUAAAAGCAGUUUAUUUACUUGUUAUUUAUUUUAGUGGUCGUGUGUUUUCAUGUUGACGUCCGACAGAGCGAAGCAACUUGACAUAAACAAACGUGUCCGACGUGUUGUCGUUUCCUUCUUGAAGAGGAAACUGAAGAAGAAGAAACAUCACGUACUCAUGUGACUUUCACACGCAUCUGCCCUCGUGAAAGAAUCCUGUCAUCAAAUAAUACAACUGUGGUAUAAAUAUGGUUAUGAAUCCAGUUUAUAUAAAGUCAACUAUGUUUUGUAUCUAUAACCUUUAUUUACUUCUUCAGGACCUUCAAAGUUGCUUUAUA